Corythoichthys intestinalis (scribbled pipefish) is the source of this 3318-nucleotide messenger RNA. RefSeq names its product protein arginine N-methyltransferase 8-B (gene prmt8a). Gene Ontology annotation, cellular component: plasma membrane. Gene Ontology annotation, biological process: peptidyl-arginine methylation. Lineage: Eukaryota; Metazoa; Chordata; Actinopteri; Syngnathiformes; Syngnathidae. Gene Ontology annotation, molecular function: protein-arginine N-methyltransferase activity. The record is from RefSeq and is a predicted model, not a curated record. The transcript is spliced from 10 exons. Bases 565 to 1776 code for a protein of 403 amino acids.
CUUACAGUGAAUUUGAGCGAUAACACAGUGUAGAGAUGUUGCUUCUACUGUGAUGCAGCGAGGACCCGCACACGUAUCAAACUCAUCAGAUUUCCGUGCAUGUCGUCGUCGGCAAGCGCGGGUUCGUGCGCUGUGUGAGGUAACUGCACUGUUCCUAUAUUUAGAAGCAACGUUGCGGUAGUGGAAUCAAUCAAAGUGGGUUGGUAUUCACUAUUAUGUGCUGCUGCUGCUCUUAGUGCCUCCCGCAUGCCUUCCGUGCACUUCAAUCAUCACUCGACGUAUUUUCAUCUCAUCUCAUGUUUCCUCUCGUUUUGCCUUUACAGAGAAGAGAGCCGGAUGGCAAAGUUUUGCGCCAUGGGAUCUGGACAACUUUGCGGCACCAACACAUUGCUCGCCUUUGGUAGCUCGUGUAGUUUUUUGCAAUUCCUCCACAUGUCAAGAGAACGUUGCAUUGGGGAAUGAAAAUGACGACUAUUCAAUGACAAAUCACGGAGGCGUCCGGAACGCGGGAGGUGCAGGGCACGCCGUUUUCUCACCUGCCAAACGUCAAAACACCUUUUUCUUAUGGGAAUUAAGCAUUCAACCCGUUGCAUGCUCCUAAGGAGAAAAAUGGCGGAUUCCGAGAGCGUUGAGCCACAGCAACAGCCAGUUCGCAUCAUCGGCUCACAGCUGGCUCAGCCAACCUCUUUGCCAAAGCCUGUGCCUUCCAUACAGUCCACCCCAAGACCCCUCCUCCCACCACAUGCUGCCACCCUUGCCAGCUGCCCUGGACGAGGCAAGAUGGGAAAGCUGUGUAAUCCUGACGAGAUGACCUCAAAAGACUAUUACUUUGACUCUUACGCCCACUUUGGUAUACAUGAGGAGAUGCUGAAAGAUGAAGUGAGGACACUCACCUACCGGAAUUCCAUGUACCACAACAAGCAUGUGUUCAAGGACAAAAUAGUUCUAGAUGUUGGAAGUGGCACGGGGAUCUUAUCCAUGUUUGCAGCCAAGGCAGGAGCAAAGCAUGUGUACGGUAUUGAAUGUUCAAGUAUUUCUGAACACUCAGAAAGGAUCAUCAAGUCCAAUCACCUUGACAGCGUGAUCACCAUCAUUAAUGGAAAAGUGGAGCUCCCUGUGGAGAAGGUGGACAUCAUUAUAUCAGAGUGGAUGGGCUAUUGUCUCUUCUAUGAAUCCAUGCUGAACACGGUCAUCUUUGCCAGGGACAAGUGGCUGAAACCUGGUGGAUUAAUGUUCCCCGAUCGUGCCUCUUUGUAUGUGUUGGCCAUUGAGGACAGGCAGUAUAAAGACUUCAAAAUACAUUGGUGGGAGAAUGUGUAUGGUUUUGACAUGACCUGUAUCCGCAAUGUGGCAAUGAAAGAGCCUUUGGUUGAUGUAGUGGACCCCAAACAGGUGGUGACCAAUUCCUGUCUGGUCAAGGAGGUGGACAUCUACACAGUGAAGACUGAAGACCUGUCUUUCACAUCAGCAUUCUGCCUGCAAGUGCAGAGAAACGACUACAUUCAUGCACUGGUCACCUUUUUCAACAUUGAAUUCACCAAAUGUCAUAAAAAGACUGGUUUCUCCACAGCUCCUAAUGCUGCAUACACGCACUGGAAGCAAACAGUGUUCUACCUGGAGGACUACUUGACUGUGCGAAGAGGAGAGGAAAUUACUGGCAGCAUAGCAAUGAAGCCAAAUGACAAAAAUAUUCGGGACUUGGACUUUACGUUUGAGUUGGAUUUCAAAGGACAACUGUGUGAAGCAGCGAUAGUCCACGACUAUAAGAUGCGUUAGGUUUAAGAUUAAACAGCAAUUCCAACGGCUGCGAAGAGCAGAAGAUGCCAAAAAAAACAAAAAACCUUUGUGGACAGCAGACAGAAAGUGCAACUAGGACAAAUGCAUGGGGCAGACAGAAAUGACCUCACGAAUAACUUGCUAAGCACACUGUCAGACAGCAAGUAAUGGGCGGAGACUGUUAAACAUCUCUGAAUGUAAUUGUGGAAAAAAUAUUUUCUAACUUGUUCAGAGUUAGAUUCUACCUGUACAUGUUUAUGAAAUGAAGUGAUGUACCUGUGUUGUUUUUUCACCAUGACUUGGAUUACACUGAUUAGGGUGGUAUUGUCAUUUUGAUGACUGUAUUGUGCACAUUUUGUUCAGAAAAAAACAUUUUGAUUUUGGUAAGGUUUGACCAUUUAGUUUAUAAAUGUAUCAGUUAACGCUCAGUGAUGGGAAAAUAUUGAUCUGAGCACCACAGCCAAGGAAAACCCUGGUGCAAGAACUGUGCAAGCAGCAGGGCUAGUCAGUAUGUGUGUGUUAUGUGAAAACUAAUGUGUUUCAGAGUUGGUGUACAAAUACCUCUUGUAAUGGAGUUUUAACUGUUUCAGAAUUCCAUAUUGUGUUCUCUGUAUGAUCAGUUGGAACAAAUCAUUGGGUAUUGUUUGACCUGCUAUUUCAUCACACUAACAGUGUAUAAACUAAUGUGAUCCAGUCUCGAACUGUAUCAAAAGUUCUACUUCACAAAGAUCAUUAUGAUACAGAGUUCUACACCACAGUAAACUCCUACUGUAGUAUGUAAUCGACAUCCCACGAUCAAAACCAAGCAUAAUCUUGAAGGCCUUUUUAAAUAGCGCACUUAAUGUAGUAGGUCUCCUCUUGAAAUGAGUUUUACCCUUGCUUAAUGCCUUGACCAAGUUCCCAAGUGUUCUUGGUUCUAUUUGUCAAUGCUGCAUUUACAACCGUACCAAUCUUUUUUUUUUUUUUUAAACAUUUGUUUCAUGUGAAUCGAUUUCAUUUGUUUGAGUUUACCAUGGUUAAGCGUACCAAAUGUUUUAAAAUUUCAAUAUUACUUUCUAAAUAUUGGAUCCUGGUAUUUAUAGUGCAGUCUACUGAAAUGUACAGAGACAAAAACAACUUGCUGGACACUUUAAUAUUAUUAGUAAGUCACAUGAUGCAAAGUACUCGGCUAAGAUAUACUAUGUGAAGACCUUCAAUCUAAAGUAGAUAAUUUACUGAACAUGAGGCUAAUGAUAUGAUCAAUUAGAUGUUUUCUGAAAAUUUACAAGUCUUACCCCUGUGUAAUUCACAAAAUGCUGGCUACUACAAAGAGGUGUAGCCUAUACAUGGGUUUUGUUAAAAAUAAUACGUGCAUAAAAUCAUUGCACCACUUCUAUAUUUGAGAACACUUUGAAGUUUGUUGGAUUAAACAUCACCACAAAUAUAAUGAACAAGCAUGUUUUUCUGUCCCUUCCAGUUAUUUAUAUUUGAUUUCAAAUAUAUUUCAUGGGUUGUUGUGAUGUCUUGAAAAUUGAAUAAAUUGCAACGUGUAAAAUUGGUCAC